GUGGAGUCUACGCUUUGGUGGACUCGGGGGCCACGCACCCGUUACGUCGAGCUGUUACGAAGGACGAGUGGCAGAGCAGCAGCGCGGUACUAGUCAAUCUGGCUGGAGGAGAAACGGUAGAGUUGAAGAUGAAUGCAGCUGGAACAUUGCUGGUACCACCGUCGAGUUCCUCUGAGGCGACUUCGGCAACUGCGCCUAUUGCGCCGCUUGGCUCUUUGGUGGAGAUGCUGGGUUAUCGGCUGGAGUGGGCAGGUUCUAGAUGCAAGCUGUUUGGCCGUGAUGGGGAAGUGAUCAACUUACGUGUUCGCAACGGAUGUCCAGAGAUCACGGAGCAGCAGGCGCUGUCCCUUAUCAGCAAGAUUGAAGACAGGAAGCUGGAGUCGCUGAAGUCACUCACUGAGAUUACCAAGGCCAAGGUUCGUGAAGCAGCUUUGGCACUGAACAAGACGUGGUUCGAUCAUUUGCUGACGUACUGUGAAGCAGGAUUGAGUACGGAGGCUUUGCUUGCCAUUGACAGUGCGCCUUUCUUCGAAGGAGUUCCUCGACCAGCUCUUCAAGGCCUUGUAGAAGCAGUCCCUAUUUCCAAUGGCUGGGAUGCUCUAAAGGGUUUCAGCCACCUCAACAGGAGAAAGAGAAAGAGGCUGUGGGAAUCUUCGCAAUGGGUGGUUCAUUUGUACUCUGGAAAGCACCCCAACAAUGAGCUUAUGUUUUUGGAGCGUCAAGGUUUUGUGGUGCUGGAGCUUGAUCUGGAAAGGGGAAAGACGCAUGAUGUGAACAACCCUUUGGUGUGGAGAGCUCUAGAGUGGGGAGCCAGAAAUGGCCGUAUCGCUUCAUUGGUGGGAGGACCUCCCCAGAACUCCUUCAUGUUGCGGAGACACAUGACCCCUGGACCAGAGCCUCUCCGAUCUGCUGAAUACCCUUAUGGAGGUUGGACGGGGCAGUCAGCAGCGGAGGUCGACUAUGUGAACAAACAUACUGGGUUGUUUGCCAAGAUGCUGUAUCUGCACGCAUUGUCGACAGCGGGUAGAGCCAAGUAUCCUCCAGAUCCUGCUGAUGUUCGUGAGGUUGGUUUCCUACUUGAGCAACCGCGAGAUCCCAGGGGAUACCUUCGUUUUGAUGACCCUCUGUUCCAAGACUGUGUGAGUUUUUGGAGAACGUCGAUGUGGCAGGAGUAUGCAGAAGAGGCCGGCUUGUCAAGCUACUCGUUCGACAUGUCGUCAUUAGGGAAAGCGCUUCCGAGGCACACUACAAUUGGAACGAAUUUGCCGUUGAGACAUUUAGAUGGGCUCCGAGGUCGGAUACAGCGUGAUGCAACACCUCCUGAGCGGGCUCCUCCUUCAGUUUGGUCUCGAGAGUUCUCGGAAGUGGUGGCCAUUGCGAUAAGAUCCCAGCGCUUAGCACCGAAGAUGUUGAAGAUGUCAACGGAACAAUGGCGUGAGCACGUUCGAAGAGGGCACUUACCAUAUCGGUCAGAUUGCCUGACGUGUGUUUCUGCUGGCGCGACGGGAAGAAGACAUGCAAGGGUCGAGCACCCAAGUUGCUUCGUUAUGUCGGCAGAUGUGAGUGGUCCCUUGAAGGUUCCAGGGUUGGACGCUGAUGCCAGAGGUGCUUUCCCACGUCCACACAAGUACAUCUUCGUGGCCAAGGUACGAAUCCCCAAAGGCCUGGUAGACGACGGUCGCGGUGCAUUUGUUGAGUAUGACCCAGGAGAACUGGAAGCAGAUGGACCCAUAGCCGAAGGUGCCUUCGACUUUCCGGAAGAUGGUCCCACAGGAGCUGAUGUUGAAGAAGUUGUUCGCGAAGAAGAACCUGUGGAAGCUGGAGAGGACGAUGAUAAUGGGGUUCACGCCAAAAGAAAGGAUCCUCAGCGACAUGAAGAUGACUCAGACCUUACGGGCCCAGAUUUGGUGAACUUAGUGUUUGCUGCAGCGAUGCCGGACAACAAAAGUGCUACAGUGCUGGAGUGUAUCCAAGAUGUUGUUCUCUACUGCAAUUCUCUCAACAUACCAGUACUUCGCUUUCACUGUGAUCGUGGAAUGGAGUUUUAUGCGAAAGCAACCCGACAGCGGCUGAAGUACCAUGGUAUUCGAUUCACCACUAGUGAAGGUGGGCUUCAUCAACAGAAUGGAGUGGUGGAGAAUGCGGUUAAGUAUGUCAAGCAGCGAGCAAGAACCUUACUUUUCGGGUCCAAAUUACCCCAGAGAUUGUGGCCUCAGGCGGUGUCUAUGGCUGCGGCAUCCCAGCGGGCGACUACACUGGGGAUGGAGACAAAGCUGGCAGCGCCAUUCGGCGCACGGGUGUUGGUGAGAAAGCGAGAAUACGGUGGAAGUGCUGAGCCAGGAAAACCUGAUGACUUAGCGCCGAGAUGGGUGGAAGGCAAGUACCUUGGUCUUUCAGAUACGGUACGAAGGGGACAUGUUAUCUAUGUGACCGAGGGCGAGACUGAGAAGUUCAUCCAUACAGUCCAUGUUCGCACUGAGUUCACCGAGCCCGAGAUCCCAGACGUUUUCGAAGCUGAUCUACCUGGUCCUCCUAGUCGAAGAUUGAGGUCAAAGGCAGCUGGGAGUGGCGAUGUAGUGUCGGUGUCAAAGGCUCAGACUAUCGUGGGAGAUGAAGAGCUAAAAGCAAAGGCUCAGGCGUUGAUGAGCUCUUGGUCUCAGGAGGAGGCGGAGAGCUUGUGUGUUCAGAUUUCACUGCGUGGAUCGCAGAUUUCAGUCAACGCCCAAAAGGACCUUCAUAUCGAUAGUAACAACUUGUCCGGGAAGAGCAACUACCUGUACCCCAUCGUAAUGCCUCGUCGUGGAGGAGAUCUUUGGAUAGAGAUUUCAGAUGGGGACGUUGUACGGGGAAAGGUCACAGAGAUGCUAGAUUCCCGUGGAGUUCCUCAUUAUGGCUGCGUGAAUCCACUGGAGCAGGGUCGGAUUAUGGUGUUUGAUCCUCAUCGACGGCAUGCUGUUCUCCCGUGGAAAGGAUUGAGGAUAGUGCUAGCUGCCUAUACAACGGGUGUGCUGCGGAAUCUGUCAGGAUGUGAUCGCGAAGUCCUUGCUCGUCUUGGAUAUCCAGUACCUCCAGAAUGCGAUGAUCCUACAGUAGAGGUGGCACUCCGGAUGAUGUCGCUGCAAGCACCACAAAGUGGGAGCUACCUUAAGGAGAUUGAAGACGAGAUCUAUGUUGCCCCCGAGAAUGUUGCGGAGGAGAGUGUCAAUGGCGGUAGUGGUUCCCUUGAGUCACAAAGCUCGGAUGAGGAGGAGAAGAUCAAUGAUGACUUUAAGAUCCGCUAUACAGAUGAGGACCUGGAGCAUUGGGACAUGUACUUACCACUUCAAGAAGGUGAUCCAGAAGUGGCUCCUAAGGCAAGGAUUGCAUCCUCCAGUACCACCGUCCGAAUGAGUAAGAUCGAAGUGGCGUACACCCCAAAUGUGGAGCAGCUACUAGAUGAAUUGUCUGCACCCUUGGCGAUAGUACACACAGUCGACCCGAAGGAGGCACAGGACAAUUUCUCCAGAUGGGUUCCCUCGGUUGAAAAGGAGAUGAAAUCUUUUGACCAUGCCGUCAGGAAGAGAAGCUCACAAGAACCGCAAGUACGAGAUGAUAUUCGAAAAGGGGUGGCUAAGGUGGUGCCCAUGAAGAUCGUCUAUACAGUUAAGCCACCCAGUGAAGAUGGAGUUGCACAUGGUGACUGGAUUCGCCGAAAGGCAAGAAUUGUUGCAUGCGGAAACAUGAUGGCGGCUUCUGGUGAAGACACAUACGCAGCUGCGGCUCCGGCGGAGGUGGUAAGGUCUUCGUUAGCAAUAUCAAGCUCGAAAGGAUGGGAUGCAGGCGUCAUCGACAUCACAAGCGCAUUUCUGCAGACCCCAUUGUCGGAGGUGAAUUGUCACUUUCGUGUGUUUGGCCAACCUCCUCGCGCUCUUGUUCGUGCCGGCCUAUGCUCGGAGGAAGAACUCUGGGAGUUUACCCACGCUGUUUAUGGCUUGCGGGAAAGUCCGAGGUGGUGGGGAGAGUUUCGUGAUGUCAGUUUAGCGCGCUUGAUGGUCCGACUGGGCGACAGAAAGGUGACCUUAGCAAGAUGUCGUGUAGAAAGCAGCUGGUGGAAGGUGAUGGAGGAAUCAUCUGUCAUUGGGGUGAUCUUCAUAUAUGUGGAUGACAUUCUUAUCUGCUCAACUCCCCCCGUCGUGAAGGCCGUUGCGCAGGCGAUCAAAGAGCUGUGGUCUACCAGUCCGUUGGCUAUGGCGUCCGAAGGUGCAAUAAAGUUUUUGGGGUUGGAGAUUGAAAAGAUCGAGGGUGGCUUCGCAAUUUCUCAGGCCGACUAUAUCUCCGAAUUACUACGGAUUCACGGAGUGAAGGAGACACAAAGAGAUGUUAUUCCGGUGGCUCGAGAACAAUCCUCCUUUUUGGCGACAGAGGAAGAAGCAAUGUUUUCGGAAGCCGAGUUGCGUGAAGCUCAGCAAUAUGCCGGUGAAAUAUUGUGGUUGUCUCAGAGGUCGCGACCUGAUCUCGCAUACGUUGCGAGCCUUACAUCAUCCCUUACAACAAAGGCUCCGAGAAGAGUUUCAUCGAUCACCAGAAAGGUCCUGGGUUUUUUGCAACGCACAAAAGACUACAGGCUGCACCUGGUAUCUCAAGGUCCAGAGCUGACAAGCUGGACCGACGCGUGGCCGGAGCCACACGGGAUGGCUCAUAACGGCAGGCGACUCUCCAUUGGCGUGGCGCUCAUCGCGCCAAAGCAGCGUGACGUUGUCGACUGCAGAGGCAGAGCUCACUGCCUCCGUAGAGGGGGCAUUGGCACUUUCCAGUUUACGUGCGCUCUGGCAGGAGAUAGAGGACAAAGAGAUACCGCUGGUGUUGAAAACCGACAGUAUGUCUUCGAUGGCGAUACAGCAUGGGAGUGGAUCCUGGCGCACUCGUCAUCUACGGAUCAAGGCCGCAUGGAUAGCUGA
Molecule: messenger RNA, 4937 nt
Organism: Symbiodinium sp. CCMP2456
Lineage: Eukaryota; Dinophyceae; Suessiales; Symbiodiniaceae
Source: the annotation of a GenBank genome assembly